AUUUCAUCUCACGUUGCCAAUACAAUUAACCAGCCCCUGACCUACUAACACAGAUCAUGAGACAGUAGCCACCUUGAGAGGAAAAAGCCACGGGAGGAGAGCCAGGUACUUCGCAACUUGGAGGAAUUUCAUCGACACUGUUUUCCUCUUUAGCUGAUGGGAACCCCCAACUUCUUCUCUGUGCUUGAUACGCGGCGGAAACCGGACCAAACCCCCCAACCAGGGACUAAAAGAGAUUUCCUCAUCUCAAGUGGAUUAAUCCAAGGUGGCAGUUACUAUUGCUGCAUCCCAGCAUGAUGGUGUACACUUAAAGACCUGGCAUCAUGUUCACAGUAGCCAACAGUGAUAAUAUGCAAUCCAUCAAGCAAGAGGUGGACUCCAGUGAGUCCUACAGUGGAGAGGACGCCCUGGUCCUGGCUUUACAGGGGACUAACGAAGACGCUAUAGGCCCCAAAAUCCCCGGUAUUCCUUUCAAAGCGAAAAGUUCCUGUCGCAGGAAAAGAGAGUUCAUCCCAGAGGAGAAAAAAGACACCGUUUACUGGGAGAGGCGUCGCAAAAACAACGAGGCGGCCAAGCGCUCCAGGGAGAAGCGGAGGAUAAACGACAUGGUGCUGGAGAACAAGCUGAUGGCCCUCGGAGAGGAAAACGCCUCCCUCAAGGCCGAGCUGCUGUCGCUGAAGCUGAGGUUCGGCCUGGUGAGCCUGGCAACAUACGCCCAGGAAGUGCAGAAGUUAUCCAGCUGCCCUGCCGUCGACCUCUACCAGGAGUUUGCUUCACCCAACGCCGGCCAAAGUUCAUCCGGCAGGGCUUCGGAGCCUCUUCACUUGCGCAGCACCUGCAUAUCAGUCAUCAAGCAUUCCCCCCACACGCUCGAGACACGCACUGGGACCAAGGGCGGUUUUGAUAUCGGCAGGCCUGCAGAGGUCAAGCAGGAACCAGCAGAGAACGGCGGCUCUGCACAAGAGCCAAGUAGUCCCUACGAGCUCUACAGAAACUACACAGCCAGCCCUUUGUCUGCGGCCUACUCCCAGCCUGCCUCCUUCCUGCAGCUCACCAGGUCCUCCAGUGACUCCCCCAGGAGCUCAGACGACAGCGCUGUGAGCAAAUCCUCAGAUGGUGAGGACGAGCAGCGGGUCCCCAAAGGGUUGAAGCCGCCUGCAGCUGACCCGAGAAGUGUCAUUGUCUCCACACACAAAGUGCCAGAUGCCAGUCCUUCGGCAUUGCCCCAUAAACUGCGUAUCAAAGCCAGAACCAUCCCGAUCAAAGUGGAGGCCGUGGACCCUGAAUACGAGUCUUCUGAAAGGUCCUCCUCUCCCGUCAGGGUUUUUGAGGGAGGAUGCUACCAGAGCACCCGGGACUCUUCAGAGUGUGCCCAGUUGUCCCCGUGCCCUUUGUCAUUACAGGUCACCAACAUGCAGUACUGGAGCCAGCCGUCUGAGCAGUGGCCUAAAACCAGCACAGAGCCCCCGCAGAAGGGCUGCCAGAGUAGUAGACUAACCCCGUGCCCUGUCUCAAACAAAAGCAUUCAGUCCAAUGUGCACUUGCAUGCUGAGGACUUGUAUCUAAGACCGGGCCCCGCCUGCCCAUCUGCAACAGUGGCCUCUCUGAAAAGACUGAUCCCAGCACAGCAAGGGUCCGGGACCGAGUCAUCCAACAGCCCCACUGAUCGGCAUGAGUCAUUAGCACCAGGAUGGUCCUCUGCAUGACCUCUGUGUUUUAGUUUUUGCAUUUCCACUGUAUUUGCUGUUGCACUGUGUGGUUCAUGUUGGAGUUAAACAAUGUUUCCAUCAUCGUAACUUUUCAGACAGAAGCUGUUCAGUUAGUUAAGUUGGUGAGCAUGAGCAAAGGCUGUUGGCUAGGAUAUGCUGGUUUAAAAACAGUUC
Molecule: messenger RNA, 1883 nt
Organism: Etheostoma cragini (Arkansas darter)
Lineage: Eukaryota; Metazoa; Chordata; Actinopteri; Perciformes; Percidae
Gene: nfil3
Product: nuclear factor, interleukin 3 regulated
Exons: 2
Coding region: 324-1706 (460 amino acids)
Biological process (GO): regulation of DNA-templated transcription; circadian rhythm; DNA-templated transcription
Cellular component (GO): nucleus
Molecular function (GO): DNA-binding transcription factor activity; DNA binding
Source: RefSeq, a predicted model, not a curated record